UCUUGCAUAUACUUAGAUCCAAAGAGGCCUGCUGCGGGAAUGGCUGGAAGGAAAUUGAGUGUGCUGCAAAACACGGUUUAACAUGAAACAGACAGGGAAUUUUGACUUGUUUUCAUGAGGAAGACAUUAUGCUGGAUUAACCAUGAAACAUCAAGUACACAUUCCAUUUUUACUGCUUCUCAGAAUGGUGAUCUUCAGUUCUGCGGGGACACACCUAAGAGCUCCAAAGAUCACCACCCCCCUUGAAACCCAGGACGCACUUGUGGAGGAACCAACCACAUUCACCUGUGCAGUAGAUUCCAGUCCAAUAGCAGAGAUCAUCUGGACUCGUAAUAACAUUCCCAUUAGGCCAUUUGAUGGACGGUACAGUAUUACAGAAGAUGGUCAGCUCUUAACCAUACUUAGUGUGGAUGAUACAGAUAGUGGAGUUUAUUGUUGUACAGCAAAUAAUGGAAUUGGAGAUUCUUCUGAAAGCUGUGGAGCAUUACAAGUUAAAAUGAAACCCAAAAUGACCCGUUCCCCUACUGAUGUCACAGCAUUACUAGGUGCAAAAGUUGUUUUGCCCUGCAGUGUAAUGGGGAAUCCAAAGCCCUCUGUUUCAUGGUUGAAAGAUGGCGUUACAGUAGUGCAGGACAACCACAUUGCCAUUCUUGAAACUGGAAAUUUGAGGAUCCGCAGCAUUGAAACAGAAGAUGCAGGACAAUAUCGAUGUGUUGCAAAGAACAGUCUUGGUACAGAAUAUUCCAAACCUGCUACAGUGAAAGUACAGGUACCUGCCAGAAUUCUGAAUGCUCCUGUUUCCAAGAAUGUUUCCUUUGGUUCAGAUAUAAUGUUGCAAUGUACAGCCACAGGCAUUCCAGUUCCCAGCAUCACAUGGCUUGACAGUGGAAAAGCAGUUUUGGGAGCCUCCAUUCUUGAUACUAUAAAAGAACAAGUGAUUGAUUCUAGAUUACAAAUACAUGUUACUAGGCCUGGCUUAUUUACCUGCAUAGCCACCAACAGACAUGGUGGUGGAGUGAGUCGUGUAAAAUCCACAGCUGCAAUUGGUGUCUCAGACUGGAGGUUAUAUAAAAGUGAUGCUGGGUACUGCAGCACAUAUCGAGGAGAUGUUUGCAAAACAUAUCUUGAGACAAAUGUGCUUGUUUUCUUUAACACUUCUUACCCUGAUCCUGAGGACACACAGGAGUUUUUGGCUCAGAAUGCCUGGAGUGAGCUAAACUCAGUGAGCCCAUUAUGUCGUCCAGCUGCCGAAGCACUGCUGUGCCGCUAUGUUUUCCAAGAAUGUAAUCCAACAGGUAUAGGCCCAUCUCCCAAGCCGGUAUGUAGGGAGCACUGCCUUGCGGUGAAGGAACUGUACUGCUUCAAGGAAUGGCUCUCAAUGGAUGAAAAUGCACGUAAAGGAAUAUACUCUAUGGGAUUAAUGCUCUCUCUGCCUGAUUGUAACAGACUUCCAAGCAUUAAUGAAGAUGCCAAGGCAUGCAGCAAAGUGUCCUACUUUGAAAUUGACAAGAAACAAGUCACCACAACAUGUUAUAAAGACAAGGGAAAGUUUUAUCAAGGAUUUGUGAACACUACAGUGUCAGGACUCCCCUGUCAGAAAUGGACUGAGCAGGUUCCACAUUUUCAUAGAAGAUCCCCAGAUAUUUUUCCUGAGCUUCAGAAUUCUGAAAAUUAUUGCCGUAACCCUGGAGGAGAAAGUGCACGGCCCUGGUGUUAUACAGUUGACCGCUCUGUAAGAUGGGAGUACUGUAAUGUGCCUCUCUGUGGGAAUGAAACCUUGCCAGUGGUAGCCCCACCAAAACUACAGUCCCCAAACGCUCCUCCUCUUCCUCCUCUAUCUCCUGGCUCUGCCACAUACUCCAUGACGGUCAUCAUUUCCAUUCUAUCAGGCUUUGCAGCUGCAGUUCUGUUGAUCAUUUUUGCCAUUCUUUGCCAUCGAAGACAGAAGCAGUGGAAGAACAGACAGAGAGAGACAACUACUCCAGCUCUUACUGGCUUUCCAUCAGAGCUGAUCCUGGACAGGCUUCACCCGAAUCCAAUGUACCAGCGUAUGCCGCUACUUCUGAAUCCCAAACUGCUCAGCUUGGAAUACCCCAGAAACAACAUUGAAUAUGUAAGAGAUAUUGGGGAAGGAGCAUUUGGAAGGGUAUUUCAGGCAAGGGCACCAAGACUUCUACCAAACGAGAUGUCUACCAUGGUGGCAGUGAAGAUGCUAAAAGAAGAAGCUUCUGCUGAUAUGCAGGCUGAUUUCCAAAGAGAGGCUGCACUAAUGGCAGAAUUUGAUCAUCCAAACAUUGUCAAACUGUUAGGUGUCUGUGCUGUUGGGAAACCAAUGUGCUUGCUGUUUGAGUACAUGGCUCAUGGUGACCUUAAUGAAUUUCUACGUCAGCGGUCUCCAAGUGUGCUUUUUAACCUGAGCCAUUCAAGCCUUUUCAGGAAGAGCAUUGAAUCAGACAAACUGCCUGUUCCCUUAAGCUGUACUGAUCAACUCUACAUUGCAAAACAGAUUGCAGCAGGCAUGGCAUACCUUUCUGAACGUAAAUUUGUUCAUCGUGACCUGGCCACAAGAAACUGUUUGGUCGGUGACAACAAAGUGGUCAAGAUUGCCGACUUUGGUCUUUCAAGAAAUAUCUAUUCUGCAGAUUACUACAAGGCAAAUGAAAAUGAUGCCAUCCCUAUUCGAUGGAUGCCACCAGAAUCCAUAUUCUACAACCGUUAUACUACUGAGUCCGAUGUUUGGGCUUAUGGAGUUGUACUGUGGGAGAUCUUUUCACAUGGCAUGCAGCCAUACUAUGGGAUGGCCCAUGAGGAAGUAAUCUAUUAUGUCAGAGAUGGAAACAUUCUUUCCUGCCCAGACAACUGUCCUUUAGAGUUGUACAACCUCAUGCGUUUGUGCUGGAGCAAGCUUCCUUCUGAUAGGCCCAGUUUUGGUAGCAUUCACUGUAUUCUAGAACGCAUGCAUGAUCGGGCAGUGGCGUCCAUUCAAGUGUAAAAUCUUUGUAUGGUAUAAAGAGCUUACUGUUGUCCUACACUCCUUGGUUCAGUUUGAUCUGACUAAUGACAGUUAGGGCCCCAUAGGUAUACCAGAAACUGAGAGCAGAAAGACAGGCCUACAGAAAAACUGGCCAAGAUGGAGGGAUCUGAAGAAGUUAAACUUUUCCCCUUAGUUAUCAGGAGUUAAGUGAACAUACUUACUUCAAUCAAAGUAAAACACCAUGCAAUGUUCAGCCAUAGCUGGAACUGUUAAUAACACCUGUGCUUUCCAUGGUAAGCAGUAAAUAAGUUAGUCAAGAAAUAUACCAAAGACAUCCCACCCCCAUGCCUGGCAUGACUCACAGCAUUGCUUAACAGAUGUGACUUUUUAGGAAAUAAUAAAUUCUCAUAAAUCAAAGACAGUGUCACAGCUAUCCUGCAGCAGAACAUUGUGAACUUAAGCUUUAUUUCUGUCAGAUAUUUCUGAUGAAAGUAUUUGCUAUGUUAAUUGCAAAACUUUACUUCUUUUAGUUCAGUUGGAUAUUUUCAGUUUAAAAUCAGGAGACCGC
This is a messenger RNA of Protopterus annectens (West African lungfish), 3542 nucleotides long. RefSeq names its product muscle associated receptor tyrosine kinase (gene MUSK). Gene Ontology annotation, molecular function: protein binding; transmembrane receptor protein tyrosine kinase activity; ATP binding. NCBI's taxonomy places the organism in Eukaryota, Metazoa, Chordata, Ceratodontiformes, Protopteridae. The transcript has 17 exons. Gene Ontology annotation, cellular component: signaling receptor complex. Gene Ontology annotation, biological process: cell surface receptor protein tyrosine kinase signaling pathway; positive regulation of kinase activity; protein phosphorylation. Bases 143 to 2992 code for a protein of 949 amino acids. The record is from RefSeq and is a predicted model, not a curated record.